AAGCUCUAACUUACAGCUUUGCUUUUAAGUCAGCGCAGUGCUUCUCUGGACAAUGGUUAAACUUUCCUUUUGCCUCUUUCACAGACCGCGAGAAUCAGUCGAUCCUGAUCACCGGAGAAUCCGGUGCAGGGAAGACUGUGAACACGAAACGUGUCAUCCAGUACUUUGCAACAAUUGCAGCCAGCGGAGAUAAGAAGAAGGAGGAGCAGCCAGCGGGCAAAAUGCAGGGGACACUUGAGGAUCAAAUCAUCAGUGCCAACCCUCUGUUGGAGGCUUUUGGGAAUGCCAAGACUGUGAGGAAUGACAACUCCUCACGCUUUGGUAAAUUUAUCAGAAUCCACUUUGGUGCCACAGGCAAACUGGCUUCUGCUGACAUCGAAACAUAUCUGCUGGAGAAGUCCAGGGUCACUUUCCAGCUCAAGGCAGAAAGAAGCUACCACAUCUUUUAUCAGAUCAUGUCCAACAAGAAGCCGGAGCUAAUUGAAAUGCUGCUGAUCACCACCAACCCAUAUGACUAUCACUACGUGAGUCAAGGCGAGAUCACAGUGCCCAGCAUUAAUGACCAGGAGGAGCUGAUGGCCACUGAUAGUGCCAUUGACAUCCUGGGCUUCACUCCUGAUGAAAAAACAGCCAUUUACAAGCUGACGGGGGCUGUCAUGCACUAUGGCAACCUGAAGUUUAAGCAGAAGCAGCGUGAAGAGCAGGCAGAGCCAGAUGGCACAGAAGGUAUUAGCACAAUAUAUACUGAAACACUCGCUAAUACAGGCAGUAAUUCCUGUUCAGAGUCACUGACUCUGCCCACGGUUUUCCCCUGAUGCUCCUACUGCAGCGUAUAAGGAUGUCCUAAAUAGAGGUCUUCCGUGGAAGAACACAAGCCAGUGGGUGAUGCAGACUGCUUUGAACUACGCGAAUACAAGGGCCAGGGAAUCCUGAACCACAGUUCCUUGGCUGACAUAGUGACUAGUCAGGCAGAAGAAAGACAAGAUUGGCUGUUCUUCUGACUGGCAGCUUUCUAUGUCUGGCACAUAACCAAGAACCACUCCGCUCACUGACUUAAGUUUACAUACUCAGGCAGCUAUCUGUCAUUUGUCAUCAGUGGUAGUCACCUCCUGAAGUAGUUGUUUCCACAAAAAAAUAAGCCAGAAUCCUGACGCUGCUCUGCCCUGAAGCCUGUGUUCUGAAGGCAACUCUCAAUGCCUGCGGUGAAAGCAUUGUCCCAUUUUAAUUUACACAGGAGGUUAAAAAGGAACAGCAGUUAAUACUGCAGAUGUGGCUGUUACAUUUUCUGUUGAUUUUAAGCUGGUUUCCAGGGCUUCCAUUUGAAAAUCAGUCAGCUAACAUACACGUAUUGUGUUUCCUUUCCCUGAAACUGUUCAGGGUUUUAUUCC
Molecule: messenger RNA, 1388 nt
Organism: Meleagris gallopavo (turkey)
Lineage: Eukaryota; Metazoa; Chordata; Aves; Galliformes; Phasianidae
Source: RefSeq, a predicted model, not a curated record